AUGCUCCUCACCACUGGUCCUCGCAACCAGAGGGGGUUCUUGGCAGCUUUCAAGCAAGCGGCGUCGGCCCAGCAGGAGGCAGCGAGCGCUCUCAGAGACUCCUUUAAGAAAAAAGUACGUGUACUUGCCCCGUUGAUCUAUUCAUCUUCCCGUGUCAAAGCUGCCGCCAAAGCAGCAGAGGAUGCCAAGAGGCGGCUCGCCGAAGAGAGGGAGGCCCGUAACGCUGAGAAGGCUGAGACCACCAGGAAGAUGGAGGCCGCGACUACCCAGUAUAAUACGCAACGCCGCGCACUCUCGGCACAACUCGCUAGGGCCAAGCAGGAGAAUGAAGAGAGCACGAAGGAGUUCCAGAAGCUCUUUGAGGAUCGCAAACAGGAGGCAAUACGCGAGAAGGCUUACAUGGAAAAACAGCUGAGCCUCGCACGGGGAGAGGUGACGAAACUGAAGGAACAGCUACAGAAGAGCACCGAGGAAGUCGACCAGGGCCGCAAGGAGAGAGCUUCACUCAAGCGAAAAUUGUCUGAUGCUGAGCGCCGCAUCAGCGAGCUCCAACGAGAAAUCGAAAAUUUCCGACGAGAAGACUCCAAAGGGUCUCAGCCGGACCCUGAGGUUAGCACUAGGAUCACUAACGCUGUGGCGCUCAAUAGCAGCAGUAACAACAGCUCUUGUAAGUCUAGUCGUCAUGUUUGUACCGAAGUCCUCGGUGUUGCAGUGUUGGACUCCCUUGCCUUCGGAGAGAGUCUGCUAGUUGAAGGCUGCAGCUCUUUUGAUGCGACUGUAAAUCAGACCAGGACUAGCAGCAAGAAAACCACAACCCGAACAACUGCUGCAAAGACCACCACCACCACUGUAGCUGCCUCGAGGCCCACACGAACAACUACCACGCGGACUUCAACAAGACUAGCGGCAGGGGCCCGCGGUCAGGCCAGGGGAACUACUAAGCACCCAUCACCGGAGCCUAAGGUGACCUUUGCUUUCCCUUGCCUUGCAUAG
Messenger RNA from Perkinsus marinus ATCC 50983, 993 nucleotides. Its product is annotated as gliding-associated protein 45, putative. The coding region runs from base 1 to 993 and encodes 330 amino acids. The record is from RefSeq and is a predicted model, not a curated record. Lineage: Eukaryota; Perkinsozoa; Perkinsida; Perkinsidae. The transcript has 9 exons.